AGUGCAGCUCAUGUCCAGAGGUAAUCAGAGGUCAGUGCCUCUGUCUGUACAGACACAUCCGGACAGCAGGCCAAUGAGCGGUGGGAUGGAGCUGUAAAUCUGGGUCGACCUGCCCGAGAGGAUGCUGUCCUUGUAGCGGGCGAUGACCGGUGGAUUCAACCAGCUCUGAUUGACCUUCUCCCGGUGGAUGAACCGUCAGGCUCAGGGAUGGCUGCGAUGAGGAAGAGGUUCGCCUCUGUCUGCUCUUCUUCCUCAGCUGAAGAAGACAGCGCAGGACUCUAUGACAGUGCUGCCAUGUCUGUCUCUGAUCCAGCCAGUGAACAAGAACAUCCCUAUGCAUCUCUGCUGUGUUGUCACAGUGUCCAAGACUCUCUGCUGAGCUCCAACAGCAGCUUCACCAGAUACAGAGGCAUCCUCAACUGGAUCAUCAUUCUCCUGGUCCUGACUCACGCUCACUUGUUCUUGGAGAAUUUCAUACAACACGGCUUUUUAAUAGAUGUCAAAAAGGUCUUUCAGCAUCUCAUCGAGGACUAUAACACCUGCUCAUCUGUCAGCCUCAUACUGGGUGCCAACAUAUUUCCCAUCACAGCUUUGCUCCUUGAGAAGUCUCAGGAAAAGGGUAUCCUGUCUCAUGCCAACGGUCAGCAUUUACAUCUUGUAAACCUGGGACUGCUCCUGCUGUGUCCUGCUGCAGUCAUUGUACAUGAGCCUGCAACAUCAACAGGUGGAGCCUUCCUCUCUCUCUGGCUCUACACUGUUCUGGGGAUGAAGCUUUAUUCAUACCAGGAAGCUAAUCGCUGGUACCGUCAGGCUCAUUUAGCUGAUGCAGAUAAAGACCACAAUGGAUCAGCUGCACAAAAGGCCCACAGUGAGCAUCUUACUUGCCGAGAUCUGUAUUACUUCCUCCUUGCCCCCACUCUGUGCUACCAGAGAGACUUCCCGUGUACUCCUAAGGUCCGCAUCAAUAACUUACUGCACAGGCUGCUGGAAAUGGUGAUCGUGAUCCAGAUCAUGGUGGGCAUCGUACAGCAGUGGAUUGAGCCCAUCUUCCAGAGAUCAGAGCACUCGUUCUCUAGUAUGGACAUCACCAUGAGGGUGGAGCACCUGGUGGAACUGGUGGCACCAACACAUUUCCUCUGGCUCCUCGUCUUCUUCUUGAGUCACUCCUCCCUGAACUUCUGUGCAGAGCUGCUGCGCUUCGGCGAUCGGCAUUUUUAUGGAGACUGGUGGAACGCUACGACUCUGAUCGCUUUCUGGAAGAACUGGAAUAUUCCCUUUCAGAAAUGGUGUCACAGACAUGUGCACACACAGCUGGUGGGAGAGAAUGUGCCAUCAUCACGAGCAGAGUUACUGGUCUUCCUGAUGUCUGCAGCUGUUUUGGAGUACAUGUUCGCUCUGCCUCUGUGUAACUGUCGUCUGUGGAUCUUUGCGGUGAUGAUGUUUGAGCUCUUGGUUGCAGUAUUCCUCAGAGACUAUUUCCAGGGAAACUAUGGCAACGGUUUAGUGUGGCUGUGCCUUCUGCUGGGCCCGCCUCUGGCUGUGAUCACCUACUUUCACGACCACUACAUCAGCUUCCAUCACGGUCAUCCGUCACCUUCCUCACCACUGAUGUCAGACCACCGUCUUCCCAGCACAUUUCUCCUGGAGCCUCAAUGAUCACGGAGAAGUGUUAAAUAAUGUAAAUGUAAUGUAAGUAAAUCUCUCACGUUGUGCUGUAUUUAUGAGUAGACUGAGAAGAUACGACUGUUAUCCAGAGCUCACGAUCAGUUCUGAUCUCUGGAAAACCUUCUGGAGUUAUCUCAUGACCUCAACCCAGUUCAGCAAUAUAUACAUACAUGUUCUGUAAGACCCUUUAAUGGACCUACUGAGCUGCAUAUUAUGCUACUAUACUUCCACAUUUAAAGAUCUGAAUGCAAUAAACAACAGAUUUUAUGGUUUUUAAGUUCAAAGUCGUAGAAUUGAUUCUUGUUGAAUGAAUGAAACUUGAACUGCAGCGUUGCAGGCUGCUGCAGUCUCAGCCUGUGCAUUAGGCAGUGAAGAGCUCCA
This is a messenger RNA of Toxotes jaculatrix (banded archerfish), 2046 nucleotides long. RefSeq names its product diacylglycerol O-acyltransferase 1-like. The record is from RefSeq and is a predicted model, not a curated record. Bases 208 to 1656 code for a protein of 482 amino acids. Gene Ontology annotation, cellular component: endoplasmic reticulum membrane. NCBI's taxonomy places the organism in Eukaryota, Metazoa, Chordata, Actinopteri, Toxotidae. The transcript has 18 exons. Gene Ontology annotation, molecular function: diacylglycerol O-acyltransferase activity. Gene Ontology annotation, biological process: triglyceride biosynthetic process.